Hevea brasiliensis (rubber tree) is the source of this 1393-nucleotide messenger RNA. RefSeq lists its product as uncharacterized. The coding region runs from base 558 to 992 and encodes 144 amino acids. The transcript has a single exon. NCBI's taxonomy places the organism in Eukaryota, Viridiplantae, Streptophyta, Magnoliopsida, Malpighiales, Euphorbiaceae. The record is from RefSeq and is a predicted model, not a curated record.
AGAAUGACAGCGACCCAUAAAUGUUUAUCCAAAAAUUGAACACAAUUCUCCCUACUAAAACCCCACACCUUCUGUUUCGUUUCGUUUGUUUCCUUUUCAUUGCCUCUUCAGUCUUCACCUCUUGAUUUGUGGGUUUUUGUAUACGAAGGUUUUUUUUUUUGGAUUUCUCUCUGCAACUGGAUUCGGCUAAAUUUGAGGUUUGAGCUUUAAAGGUUUUUGUUGCUGGAAAAAUGAGCUCUUGUAGUUGGUUAUAAAUUGAAAAUUAAGUUGUUUAUUUGGGGUUCUCGUUCUGAUUCUUGAUUUAAAUUUAUGUUACAAUUGGUUACGAAGAUCGUUUUGGUUUCUUGAUCAUUGGGUUUUCAUUUUCUUUGUUGUAAGAAUCCUGGGGUUAUGAUUUUGAUCACACAUUAAAACGAAGUAGGUGAAGGGUUUUUAUCAAUUGGUUUCCUAUUGAUAAGGUAGGUUUUGGUUUGAAGGCUUUUGUUGUUCGUCUAUUUGUACUUGGUUUAUGUUGGAGAAAAGGAGGAGAUAAGAAACUUAAUCUUGUGCGUGAUCAGAUGGGCUCAUCUGGUUUCCUUUUGAUAUGUAUGCUUCAUUCUUUGAUAGCUCUAACCUGUGGAGCUCUGAUGAUGUUUUACACAAAUGAGGUGUCCGUGUUUGGCCAUGGCAUUGAGGUAGCUUCUAAGCUGAAAGGAUCGACACCCCAUGACCAGCUCUUGAUCCAAACGUCUGAUUCCUUUUCUGGGUUGCUUUUGUUUGCCAUUGGUUUCCUGUUGUUCAUGGUCGCAUUUGUCAAGGAUAGAGAAUUCCAAAGCUUUUUUGCAAAGGGUUGUGUGCUGAUUCAUGUUUCAGUGGCCUUUUGGAGAAUUUACUUUGAGUGGAAGCUUGAAGAUCUAGCUCGUGAUUUACCAAGGCAGGUUGUGGGUGAUAUUGCAUUGGCUCUUUCCUGGGUUUUCUUUCUUGUUUACUCAUGGAGAGAGAAGUAUGAUUAGCAAUAACACAAUUGUUGUGCCGUGGAAAGGCCUUGCUGAACUUGAUCAGGCUCUGGGCUUCUUUAGAAUAAAUUUCAGCUGGAAUUGGUCCAGAAAUCUGGGUUUUCCCAGGUGGGAUCUUUGGCUGUUUGUUGCAGAUUGCUGAGUGAAUCUGGAACUAAAGAAGAAUUGGAGGCAAACCAUAGAUAAGAUUUUGCUUAUGAGAUCUUGAAAAUGUUCGAGUUGAAGGAAAGUGAAGAUGGCCAGAUGGGAUCUGCUGUUGGCAUAUUUGCUUUCAUUUGAAUCUUUACUUUGAUGUUUAGCUAAUGUCACCAAUCUCUGAACUUCUCACUAAAUCGACCCUAUCCCUGUAUAUUUGAUGAUGAGAAAUGUGAAUUCAGAAAUUUUAUUCGUUUGCUGCC